CUAUUUUUAAUCGCGCACGUGGCGAAAAUAAUUUACCCGCCCAUACGCGGCAAGCGCGCUACUGUACGCUGUGGCCUUUGCAUGAUUGGUGUGCAGAGACGGCCACAGCAUUCCCUCAGGGAGUUCUCUAAUGCAGUAAAGGAAGAACGCGUUGAAUACUCGUGACAACAGCAGUGUUUUUGCCACAAAACAGCUGGGCUGGGACAGAGGAGAGCUCCUCUAGCUCAGUAACAUGGGCAUUCCAUGGAAGCCCACUGCUGCUCUCUUGCUACUACUGCACCUAGUGCACAGCGACUCUAACCUUCCUAAAAUUGAUGUAGAGGCAACAGUCAACUUCUUAGCACAAGUGGGGGUGACUCCUGGAGAGAAUGGAACUCUGCCGACCGCCCCUCUAUCAGGCACCACAGACUCUGCCGAAUGGCAACAGAUCAACUCUGACUUUCCCGUCGGGUUCGCCUUCCACGUACAGGCAGUCCUAGACAACUACAGUGGAGACCUGGCAUCGCUGAGCGGUGGCCAGCUGAGAAUUGCCCUCGACGGUGCGGGCUCUCUGCUGCAAGUCCUGACUUUGACGGUACCCGGAGUUUCGCCACUGGUGGCUGCAAUCCCGAGCUCGGAUCCUCCCGGCUCGCUCCAGUCUCUUGGAAUCAGCAUUGAGAGCAAGCUCCUCUCGGUUAUUGUCGACUGCCACAUCAUCACCUCAGUUUGGCUGGCCAACAUGCCGCAGCACUUUGACUUUUCGGGAGUGGAGGCCCUCAACCCUCUCACAGUCGUUAAGUCUGUCAUCUUCUCUAAUAAUGUGAGCGUAGCUCUAACUGGUUGCGCCGGACUCCAGGGUCCACCCGGACCGCCCGGUAUUCCAGGCCCAGAGGGACCUACUGGAAGAAGUGGUUACCCAGGAGAUCCAGGUCAGAAAGGAGAUACCGGUGUCACUGGAGAUCCUGGAGAUGAGGGAAGACAAGGAUUUCCUGGGAUAAAGGGAGAUUCAGGAUUUCCUGGAGAGCCUGGUGAUGAGGGAGAUGUUGGGGACAAGGGAGAGAGUGGAGAUGGGGGUGAUAUGGGAGAGAAGGGCACUGAUGGACCCAUGGGUGAAAUGGGGCAAAAAGGAGACAUGGGUGAUGUUGGUGAUCCAGGGAAUGAUGGAGUGAAUGGCACCGAAGGAGAUAAAGGAGAGAAGGGCAUCAAUGGCAGAGCUGGACUUCCAGGACCUCCAGGCCAAAUAGGACCUGAUGGAGAUAAAGGUGACUUGGGAGACCAAGGUAUCACUGGAAGAAUGGGACUUCCCGGAGAUCCAGGUGACGUGGGGAUAAAGGGGGAUGUUGGAGAAACCGGUGAAGAUGGUGACGUGGGAGAAAAGGGAGUGAAUGGAACUAAAGGAGACAUGGGAGUCAAAGGAGACGAGGGAGGUGUGGGACCUAAGGGACUGGAGGGUAACAAAGGAGGCAUGGGAGAGGUUGGUGAACCCGGCCGGGACGGAACAGAUGGCAGACUUGGCGUCCCUGGAAUACAGGGUCCCUCCGGUCCAAAAGGAGUGAUAGGUGUGAGGGGUCGAAUUGGUCAUCCUGGAGACCCUGGGCCCGACGGACAUGACGGGAUGAACGGAAUGAAAGGGGAUUCUGGAGACCCGGGCAGACCAGGAAAAUCGGGCAUUCCUGGACAAGAUGGUAAACCAGGUUAUCCUGGACUCCCAGGGAGACAGGGCCAGCCUGGGAUGAAGGGAGAUGAUGGUGAGAAAGGAGAUGAUGGAAUGGAUGGAGACAAAGGAUUCCCUGGAAAAGGAGGUCCAAAGGGUAUUCCGGGACGCAAAGGGCCACCUGGAGCGCCAGGAGAGGAUGGAAGCAUAGGAGAGGAUGGAGAGGAUGGUGUACCAGGAGAGAAUGGCACAAAGGGAGAGAAGGGUAUUGGUGGAAGACAAGGAAGUCCAGGAGAUGAUGGUGAUAAAGGAGACAUGGGUCAAAAGGGAGACAACGGGACCAUUGGAAGAACAGGACUCCCAGGAGAGAGAGUAUGUUGAUUUCUCAUAAACUGUGUGCACAGACACAAUUGGCUAUUUUAUGUGCCAUUGUAGGGAGACAUUGGAGAUAUGGGAAAUAAAGGUGAAAUGGGACAGAAAGGGAUGAUGGGAGAUGAAGGACAAAAAGGAAUCAAUGGGAGCCAGGGAGUAAAGGGAACAAAGGGACUAAAAGGAAUCAUUGGCAUGAAGGGGGAGAUGGGAAUGAAAGGUGACGCAGGACCUUUUGGUGACAAAGGAGAACCAGGACCCAAGGGAAACGUUGGCCCUACCGGAGCACCUGGACUUGUGGGUGACAUGGGUAUGACAGGCAUGAUGGGUCAAAAGGGAGAUGUUGGAGACACUGGCCAAGAUGGAGAUAUGGGAGAUAAUGGAGAAAUAGGAGACGUUGGUGACAUUGGAGAUCCUGGACCUAAUGGUUUGGACGGUACUCCCGGCAUGGACGGCAGAAACGGUACAAACGGAGGUGCCGGUUUCCCAGGAGAUGAUGGUCCGAAAGGAACUGCUGGAAGAAAUGGCACCGAUGGAGAAAUUGGAGAUGAGGGGAAGAUGGGUGCAAAGGGUGCCAAAGGAGGGAUGGGAGACAGAGGUGACCCUGGGAUAGAAGGGGACAUAGGAUCAACAGGAGGCAGAGGAGAAAUUGGUGAGAUAGGUAACCAGGGUUCCGCUGGAGAUUCUGGACCAGGCGGCCCUAUUGGUGCCAAAGGAGGGGAGGGUAACAGGGGCUCAGAAGGUCCAAUGGGACCCAAGGGUGUGGCGGGGCCCAAAGGAAUAGCAGGUGAACAAGGUCCUACUGGAAAACCGGGAGACAAGGGUGACAGCGGAGUAAAUGGAAUGAAAGGUAUUGCGGGAGUCGAUGGAAGAUCUGGUGUCCCUGGACAAAAGGGAAUGGAAGGUGCAACUGGUAUGACGGGUGAUCAGGGACAGACAGGUCGCGCAGGAGCCCUGGAGCUAAUGGAGUGGAUGGGGCAAAGGGUGGAGUUGGAGACAUCGGGAACAUGGGAAAGAAGGGUGAAAAUGGAACUGAUGGAAUGAAAGGAGAAGAUGGUGAUCCUGGUGUACCUGGCAGAAAGGGACCUCCCGGAAUGACGGGAGAGAAGGGUGACCUGGGCCCAAGGGGUCCACGGGGAAUUGUUGGAGAUAAGGGACUGCAGGGUGUGUCUGGCCCGCCUGGAGACGAGGGACCAACUGGAGAUACGGGAGUGAUUGGACCAGGAGGAGUUGUAGGACCAACGGGAAUAGUGGGAAUUGUUGGCAUGGUCGGACCAAAGGGAGAGGAAGGUUUUCCUGGUUACCCUGGCAAGCAGGGUCGUCCUGGUGACCCAGGGGAAGAGGGAGACGACGGGCAGAAGGGUGACAAUGGACUCAAGGGCAUGAAAGGAGACAUGGGACACCCUGGGAAGCCAGGGACGCCGGGAACGAAUGGAACUGAUGGGGAAAAGGGAGAAGAUGGAGAAAAAGGAGAAGUGGGGGAUAAGGGGCUCAUGGGGAUGAUGGGGGACGAAGGACUGGAAGGAGAGAACGGAACUACUGGAGAGCCUGGAUUUGAGGGUCGUGCUGGUGUCCCUGGUCCUGACGGGGACGAGGGAAUGAACGGCGACAGAGGAGCCAAGGGAGAGCCUGGCGUCCCCGGACGAGUGGGUGACCCCGGCACCCCUGGUAUCCCUGGCAUGAACGGAGCCCCUGGUGAUAUGGGUGACCCCGGGGAUAUGGGCUUCCCCGGCAAGACGGGGCCCAAGGGAAUGAGGGGGCAGAAAGGAGAACCUGGACAGCCCGGAGAAGAUGGACGUAAUGGCACUAAUGGAAUCAUUGGACCACCUGGAGAGAAGGGCAGCGGUGGUAGAACAGGAGUGCCUGGUGACCCUGGGGUCCCUGGGAAGACGGGCAUGCCUGGACCCACCGGCCCACUUGGUGAUGAUGGGAUCCCUGGAACUGACGGAGAGAAUGGAACUGAUGGGACACCCGGCAACAGAGGCGAUAUUGGUGACACGGGAGACAAAGGGAUGGUGGGAGACCAGGGGCCACCAGGAUCUCCUGACAAUGUUGACCCCGAAGAUGGCCGUGGUAUGCAAGGUGACAAAGGUGAAAAAGGCACUGUGGGGUUAAAGGGAAUGAGAGGACCUAAAGGUGACAACGGAACAAUUGGUGAUGAGGGAUACCAAGGACCUCCCGGGGAUCAAGGUGAUAAGGGUGUGAAUGGAAGUAUGGGAAUGACUGGAGACGAGGGACCAAAGGGGUUCCAGGGAGAGGAAGGAGACAAGGGUGUCAAAGGAGGAGUUGGAGUGAAAGGUGAGAACGGCAUGAUUGGUGACGACGGAUUCAGAGGGGAAAAGGGCACAAAGGGAGAAAAAGGAAUCAUUGGUAUAGAGGGAGAAAUGGGAGAGAAGGGAGUCAAUGGGUCGAUGGGGGACAAGGGGGAACAGGGUGACCCUGGAAUAAUGGGAGAGAAAGGUUUUGCCGGGAGAAAGGGGCCUCCUGGACCAGAGGGACCAAUUGGAGGGAAACACAUCAACAUCUAUGAGACGUUUGACGAUUUGAUAGCUUCGUGUGAUGAGAACGAGACUCCGCCCACUGAUGGCUGCCUGGCCUUUGUCCGCAACACCCGAUUCGUCUACAUCCAGUUGCCAGGAGACACCUGUGACUGGGUGCCUUGGGAGGGUCCAAUAAAACUACCUGGACCUCCAGGACCUCCAGGACUGAUUGGACCCAAAGGAAAAAUGGGAGUCAAGGGAAUGGAGGGGGAGAAAGGUCAAAAGGGUAUUGCCAACCUUGAUGGAGGAGUGGGUCGAAAGGGUCAGCAAGGAGACAUGGGUCUUAAGGGGCUACAAGGAAGUAAGGGCCUGGAAGGAGACAAGGGUGACAAAGGAAUCAGAGGUCCACCAGGUGACCAAGGAGAGAGAGGACCCGAGGGAGAUAUGGGAGACAAGGGUCCUAAAGGACGAGUUGGCUUUGAUGGAAGCGACGGAACUCCUGGUGACAAAGGUCAAAAAGGAGAAAUUGGUCCCAUAGGAGACAAAGGAAAAGAGGGAGAACAAGGUCCUCAAGGUGUUAAGGGUGUAAAGGGAGAAGAGGGAGGUCCAGGGUUGAUUGGUAACAAAGGAAAGAAGGGAGACCAAGGAGAUCAGGGUCAGAAAGGGGACAUGGGGGACAAGGGGAACAAAGGUGAACAGGGAGACGACGGUAUGCAAGGUCCUCGGGGAGACAAAGGAGAGAUUGGGUCAGGAGGAGACGAUGGCCCUACGGGAGAUACAGGUCCUCUAGGAGAGAAGGGAUAUCCUGGUAGAGAUGGAGAUCAUGGAGACCCUGGUCCUGAGGGACCCACCGGUCCUGCAGGCCCUGUUGGCCCCACUGGUCCCCCAGGUUCUAUAGGAGAGGAUGGAAAACUGGGAGAACCAGGUAUUAAUGGAACAGAUGGUGACAUGGGAGAAAAGGGAAUCAAUGGAAGACAAGGCAGGCCUGGAAAGCCUGGUAGAGAUGGCUAUGACGGUCGCAAUGGAACAGACGGACUUGUUGGAGCAGAUGGAAAGAAGGGCAUCACAGGCGAGAAAGGAUACUCUGGAAGGAAAGGUGUGAGAGGCCGAAUUGGAGAACCCGGAGAAUUUGGUGACCCGGGCCUGCCUGGAGAUGAAGGUCCUACUGGUACAACCGGACCUAGAGGACCCAAAGGACACCCAGCACAAGAUGGUGUGAAGGGAGCCAUGGGGGAGAAAGGCAGACUGGGCAUUACCGGGGAAGAUGGAAAAAAAGGAGUGAAAGGAAUGAUGGGUGACAAGGGACUUGUGGGAUUCCCUGGAGAUCUAGGGCCAAUGGGAGAGAAGGGCAUAACGGGACAAAUGGGAUUUGAUGGCGAUGUUGGAAGCACAGGCAUUGUAGGAGAAAAGGGUAUGAUGGGUGAUGUGGGUGAUACCGGCAUGGAUGGUGAUAUGGGACGGAGUGGCAGUGUUGGAGACAAGGGUAUGAUGGGUCCGAAAGGUGUGAUUGGCGUCAAGGGACAAAAGGGAGAAGUUGGGGAAGUGGGAUCUGGAGGAGACACUGGAUUCCGAGGAGAGAAAGGAGACAAUGGUACAGUCGGUGACAAAGGAGACAAGGGUAUGAACGGAGAUGAUGGGAUGAAGGGAGAAAAGGGACAUCCUGGGUCAAAGGGACCGAAUGGCAAGAAAGGAUCACCUGGCGUAAGUGGCACUGAUGGUGUGGAUGGAACAGACGGCGUUCCUGGCACUAAUGGACCACGAGGUCUGAAAGGAGAAAUGGGUCCAGCAGGCACACCUGGUGAUGAUGGUGUGGAUGGAGAUAAAGGAGCCAUGGGCAAAGAAGGAGAACUUGUGAGUGACAACCACUGUACUCUAGCAUUGGCAAUUCAUGUGCGUCAAGAUUUCACAUUAAUUAGCAACAUACUGUCU
Molecule: messenger RNA, 6411 nt
Organism: Geodia barretti
Lineage: Eukaryota; Metazoa; Porifera; Demospongiae; Tetractinellida; Geodiidae
Source: the annotation of a GenBank genome assembly